This is a messenger RNA of Closterium sp. NIES-65, 2430 nucleotides long. NCBI's taxonomy places the organism in Eukaryota, Viridiplantae, Streptophyta, Zygnematophyceae, Desmidiales, Closteriaceae. The record is from the annotation of a GenBank genome assembly.
AUGGCUGGAUCCCCCAUUUCCUUCUCUUCAUCCUCCUCUUCCGCCUCCUCCUCUCCUUCCUUCCUCUCCUCCGGCCUCCUGGGCACGAUCAUCCGCGUUACAUGCCUCCUCGCUUGCCUCGCCAUCAUCACCUUCUUCAGCGUGAGCUACUGGGUGGUAGUGGCCACUAAUCUCACGCCACGUGUCGAGGAGUUCAGGGACCACUGGGACUCGUGCGUGAAUCAGCCCACGGGCCACUGGGUCAAACUCGCGGUGCCGUCGUCUCGCCGCGUGCCCUGCUCGCACAUAGUUAAAGCCGCGAUUAAGAGAGGUGAGGCCGGGGUGGAGCGAGGCCGGGUGCUGCAUCGGCUGCAGCUCAAGGAACACCCGGGAAGGGAUGGCUGCGCGGUAAAAUACGAUGCUGACGUGGACCCCUGGGAUAUGCAUCCCGUGCCACGUGGCAAAUUCUCCUACUCCUCCUGCCGUGUGGAGUGGAUCAUCUACUCUUCUGACUGCGGACUCAGCAUGGUUCGAAUGGCGGAUUUCGCGCACAUGGCGGCCAUUCCGUUCGCCGUGGUGGGGGUGGGUGUGCCCUGGAGAGGCCAGGGCGGCCGCAUGCGGACUAUCCGCGACUACCUCCGCUCGCUGCCGCCCGACCGCAUUGUCAUUUCCACCGACGCCGACGACGCCUUCCUCAUGCCAGGCCCCCACUGCCGCCCGGAGAAUCUCGUAGAGGCGUUCCUCUCCCUCAAUGCGCCCGUGGCAUUCGGAGGGGAGAUCUUCUGCUACCCGGACUGGCGGAAAAUCGAGGUGUUUUACCCUCGGAAAAUCAACGAGACGAAGAACUGGUUUCUGAACUCCGGAGCCUACGUGGGAUACGCGUGGGCCCUGGCUAAGAUCAUAGACGCGACAUACAUGGGUGACUGCAUGCAAGACCAGCGUGCAUACACCCUCGGGUUUAUCGGCCAGCAGUACCUCUUCAGGCACCUCCCCCGUGUGCCCUGCCCUGAACCCAGCGAUUUCGAAUCCGCCCUCAACAGCAUGGGUAAUGUCACUGUGGCUGUGGCCGCCCAGGAAAAAUUCGCCGACUCGCCGUUCCGCAAGCCGUGGCGCAACCCGCGCCCCGUGCGGUACAACACGACCAUGUCGCCGUUCCACCGGCUGCCACCCGCGUCAGAAGAGAAGGUGAUCAGCGAGGCGAUGGAGGCGGGGCAGAAGGAUGCUCCGUCUGUCAUGGCUGCUCCGUUCAUGAAGCUGGAUCAUUACAACACGCUCUUCACGCACCUGGGGGGGUAUCCUUGGGAGGAGUUUGAAGUGGUGGGGAAGGGUGAAGAGGCGAUGGUGCGCGCGAGGAGCACGGGCGGCAUGGCAUGUAUUUUGCAUCAGCAGGGAAACAAGAUGCUGAAUCUGUCCAUGUACUAUGUGUUUGAGCGGGCCAGGUUGGCCCGCGCCCUACUUCCCCCCUCCCUCUACCCUGCUUCCCCCCUCCCUCCACCCUGCUUCCCCCCUCCCUCCACCCUGCUUCCCCCCUCCCUCCACCCUGCUUCCCCCCUCCCUCCGCCUGCUUCCCCCCUCCCUCCUCCUUGCUUCUCCCCUCCCACCUCCCUGCUUUCCCCCUCCUUCCUCCCCGCUUCCCCCCUCCCUCCUCCCUGCUUCCCCCCUCCCACCGCCCUGCUUCCCCCCUCCCUAUGCCCUGCUUCUCCCCUCCCUCUGCCCUGCUUCCCCCCUCCCUUCGCCCUGCUUCCCCCCUCCCUUCGCCCUGCUUCCCCCCUCCCUCCGCUAAGCUUCCCCCCUCCCUUCACCCUACUUCCCCCCUCCCUCCGUCAGGCUUCUCCCCAUCCCCUUCCUUGCUUCCCCCCAUCCCGCUCCCUGCUUCCCCCCAUCCCCUUCCCUGCUUCCCCCCAUCCCCUUCCCUGCUUCUCCCCAUCCCCUUCCCUGCUUCCCCCCAUCCCCUUCCCUGCUUCCCCCCAUCCCGCUCCCUGCUUCCCCCCAUCCCGCUCCCUGCUUCCCCCCAUCAUGCUCCCUGCUUCCUCCCAUCCCCUUCCCUGCUUCCCCCCAUCCCCUUCCCUGCUUCCCCCCAUCCCCUUCCCUGCUUCCCCCCAUCCCGCUCCCUGCUUCCCCCCAUCCCGCUCCCUGCUUCCCCCCAUCCCCUUCCCUGCUUCCCCCCAUCCCCUUCCCUGCUUCCCCCCAUCCCGCUCCCUGCUUCCCCCCAUCCCGCUCCCUGCUUCCCCCCAUCAUGCUCCCUGCUUCCUCCCAUCCCCUUCCCUGCUUCCCCCCAUCCCCUUCCCUGCUUCCCCCCAUCCCCUUCCCUGCUUCCCCCCAUCCCGCUCCCUGCUUCCCCCCAUCCCGCUCCCUGCUUCCCCCCAUCCCCUUCCCUGCUUCCCCCCAUCCCCUUCCCUUCUCUACACGGUGCAUAGCAACACGCACGCGCAUGCAGAAGUUCUUCGAUGA